Macroventuria anomochaeta is the source of this 344-nucleotide messenger RNA. RefSeq lists its product as uncharacterized. The coding region runs from base 62 to 271 and encodes 69 amino acids. The record is from RefSeq and is a predicted model, not a curated record. NCBI's taxonomy places the organism in Eukaryota, Fungi, Ascomycota, Dothideomycetes, Pleosporales, Didymellaceae. The transcript has a single exon.
CUGCUAUACUGCUAUUCACAACUCCCCUGAGAACCUCGCAGUUGCACCGUCAUGCUAGUCCAUGGGCAUCCCGCAUGUCCCCAACCCGGGUUCCAACCCAUCGCUCGAUACACCCAUACCUGCGCCCAAUCCCUCACCUUCCGGCUCGAUCUCUUCUAUGGGCAAGCUCAAUUCAGCAUCGGUGCCUUGCAAAAUGUAUGAACCCCCCUGGGUUUUGGCUCAAUAUCAUCAAGCAUACGUCACAGGUGGGCGAGAGCUUCCGAGUGGCUAGCUAAGGCUGGUUGAUCGGAUGGGUGACAGUCUGGGUGACAGGACGCAGGGCAGAACGUGGGAUACUUUAGGGC